AUGCUUCUGCGGACUCUCCCUCGACUCUCCGCGCCUCGCUCCCAUGCUCGCCUGCUACAAGGCCGUGCGUCCAGCAUCUUCAGACGACAUGCAUCCAGCAAACAGGCAGCUCUCAAAGCCGCCAAACCCCCCUCAUCCACUCCGAACCCGCCCGCGCUCCGUUUAAAACCCGCCGCCCCUCCACCGCCUCGCAGCGACACCCGAUUCCGCAAAUUCAACUUUGACCUCUCCCAAUCCUCCGGCCCGGUAGAGCUCUUCAAAGCCCCCUCGCACCGCUCCUACAUAUUCAGCGCCUACUCCACCGCAUUCUUCUGCUGUCUCUUCUCCGGCUACAACUUCUGGGCCAUCUCCAUCGACCCCAUCAUCAAGCCCGACAGGUGGCAGGAGUAUACCUUUGGCGGCAUCUGCGUGGUCAUGUCCGCCAUGGGCGCCGUCUUCUUCCGGCGCGGCACCAAUCUGAUCGCGUCCAUCACGGCGGCGCGGUCGGAGGGCCAGACGCGCCUCUCGAUCAAGGUGCGGCGGAUCAUCCCGUUUCUGAAGCAGCGGGAGAUCAUCGCGACGCCGGAGCAGGUCUCGUUCUCGCGGAAGCUGGUGGUGCCGAAUCCGAAGAUGACGUCGGAGGAGAUGGCGGCGACGCAUCGGCGCUGGGAGGCGGAGCGUGUGGUUGCGGAGACGCCGUUUUUCAAGGCCCCGUUGAAGAAGGUGAAUCUUGGGUUUUGGAGGUUCUUUAGGAAUACAAGGAGGUUGUUUACGCAGGAGUACUUUGUGUACGUGACUAUUGCGGGGCAAAAGGCGGAAUUUAGAAUGGAUGGAAUGGGCACGUUUUCACCGCAGAUGUUUGAGUUGGAGAAAAGUGCCCGGGGAGGUGUUUGA
Molecule: messenger RNA, 873 nt
Organism: Uncinocarpus reesii 1704
Lineage: Eukaryota; Fungi; Ascomycota; Eurotiomycetes; Onygenales; Onygenaceae
Exons: 1
Coding region: 1-873 (290 amino acids)
Source: RefSeq, a predicted model, not a curated record